CACUGCGAGCGUUCCCUAAAUUAUCCAACUCCCCCUUCGGGAAGGUUUGGCCGCACGGAUGAUGUCUCAUUCAUAUUUUCAGGAGGGAAACGCCUAUCUGUUGAUGGUAUCUUGGUUAACGCAACUGAUUUAAGGCGACUGCGCAGAGCUGCAGCAGCAACCAGCUACCAUGGUCAAGACAAGAGCACCCCAUCUCACAAUCAUCACUGUCAAGAGAGGAGUUAUGUUGUCAACGUGAGCCAAUUUUUUAUAAGCGCAAACUGUAUGAUCAACCUGGACUCUCUGGGACGAUUUUCAGCUCCUGGCCUGAAAGGCAGUUGCGUUGCGCGUGAUAGCCAAACAUUAAUCAACCGAGAACACUUGCAUUCUUGUUCUGUUCGGAGAAAACCCCACAUGAUGAAAUUCAAGCCCAAUCAGACAAGGACAUAUGACGGAGAGGGAUUCAAAAAACGGGCAGCGUGUCUUUGUUUUAAGAACGACCGGGAGGAAGAGGUCUUGCUUGUUAGCAGCAGUCGGCACCCAGAUCAAUGGAUCGUUCCCGGAGGUGGGAUGGAGCCGGAAGAGGAACCUGGAGGAGCUGCGGUUCGAGAAGUCUAUGAGGAGGCUGGUGUGAGGGGCACUCUUGGCAGGUUACUGGGGGUGUUUGAGCAGAACCAGGACAGCAAACAUCGGACCUAUGUGUAUGUGCUUACUGUAACAGAGACACUGGAAGACUGGGAGGACUCGGUCAAUAUAGGUCGUAAGCGAAAAUGGUUCAAAAUUGAUGAGGCAAUCCGGGUGCUACAGUGCCAUAAGCCUGUCCACGCAGAGUAUCUCCGCAAGCUUACUCCUCGCUGCAGCCCCACAAACGGCAACACUCAGGAGCUAGUAAAUGCAGAUGACAACUCCCCCCUCCACCAAACAGCUUCACAGGACUGUGGACUGGCCCAUUUACAAAGAUAGUACUGCCAACAGAGGGCACCAAUGCAGAACGUGCUUUACCAGGGAAACUAUCCUGGGACUGGAAAGGACAAUUUUGCAUGUAGAAUGUUUCAAUGUUUUCUAUUUGAAACCUUUUAAAGAAAACAAAGGCUAGCUGUGAAAUGUCUAAAACUUCCGGGUCAGUAAGGAGAGCUGUUUUCCCCUUUUUUUCAUUUGUAACAAAUAAUUUCAAGCCAAACAAGGUAAAGUUAUUUGAAGGAGUUUGCUUAAAGUGCAGAUUAAAGGAUAAAGUUGCUAUGGUGGACGUUUUGGAAAUAUUAUUUGACCGAGGGCUUUGGGAGGAGGAAGACUGUAAUGAUGGAUGUGUACAAUUAUUUUUGAUUAAGCAGUGGAUAAAGAUUUUGGACAUUGAUUAGAAAGUAUGAUUGUGAUCUUUCGAAAUGCUGACUUUAUAUAUUUAAAAGAUAACUUGGCAUAUCUUUUAAGUAUAUGUUUAAUGAAACCAAGAAAGAAAGAACCAAGAAAGAAAAAAAGUUCUAAUUUACUUCAUGAAUUAUACAGUAUGUAAAUGCUUCUAAAAGAUACAUUUAUUCUAAAAGAUUAAAUUUGUUAAUUUAUAUAUAGAUGCCUUUAUCGCAGAUAUCUACCUGUAAUAUAGGUUUAACAUGCUAUGAAAUUUGAAGGUCUUUUCACAGUUUGGUCCAAAAUGUGAACUUGCCAUGUGAAGCAGUGCAAUCUAAUGACCCCUCUUUAUCUUUGCACUGAAAGGUUCCAUUUGCCCACCAAAAUUGCAGUUUAUAUUGUCCGUAAAGAGAGAUUCUAAAUAUUUUACAAAAUGAAAAUGCAAAACUCCCAGUGUUUCUUUCUGUAAGACAGUGUUUAUUUAAAUGGCAACAGAAAUGCAAUUGUACAUAUAAUUAUGAGAAGAUUUUAUACAACCAGAAAGCAAUUUUGAGGUUGUAAUCUUAGCAGAAAUAGCUGAGGAGGAAUUUUAAAAGUAAACAUUUGUUUUCCUCUGGGUUUUUUUAAGUCAGUGAACAGUUUGUGGAAUUCACUGAACCACAGUGGGAUAUGAGGCCAAACCAUUUUAAUAAGACUGUGUAUGGUAAAUGAGCAUACUUGUAUCUUUCCUCAGAGGAAAGAUUGCAUGUCAGGUUGUAAAUAUGUUUUAAUAUUGAUACAUUUCAGCUUCAGCCUACGUAGUAGUUUAUUUAAUAUUAGGAGUCUGACAUGAGUUUGUUAUAGACAAAGCUAAAGGAUUGCACUGCUAAGAAAUGCAAGCAACUCAGCUCUUAAAUUGUUUAUUUACAGGGUUCAAUGAAACACAGUUUAAUAUGUGAAAUUAUUAUUGUGUUAAAAUUGUGAUCUGAAAGAAAUUACAUUUUUUAUUAUUAUUAUUAUUAUUAUUAUUAUUUCUGUCCACUUUGAGAAAAUCAGAAAAACAGUUUCUUUUGGAAUAAACUCCUCACUAUGUUUCAAAUUCA
Myxocyprinus asiaticus (Chinese sucker) is the source of this 2405-nucleotide messenger RNA. Its product is annotated as diphosphoinositol polyphosphate phosphohydrolase 3-beta-like. Gene Ontology annotation, cellular component: nucleus; cytoplasm. The transcript is spliced from 5 exons. Gene Ontology annotation, biological process: diadenosine pentaphosphate catabolic process; diphosphoinositol polyphosphate metabolic process; diadenosine hexaphosphate catabolic process. Gene Ontology annotation, molecular function: diphosphoinositol-polyphosphate diphosphatase activity; endopolyphosphatase activity; bis(5'-adenosyl)-hexaphosphatase activity. The record is from RefSeq and is a predicted model, not a curated record. Lineage: Eukaryota; Metazoa; Chordata; Actinopteri; Cypriniformes; Catostomidae. Bases 265 to 942 code for a protein of 225 amino acids.